Paramuricea clavata is the source of this 566-nucleotide messenger RNA. Lineage: Eukaryota; Metazoa; Cnidaria; Anthozoa; Malacalcyonacea; Plexauridae. The record is from the annotation of a GenBank genome assembly.
UGUAAAUCCCCGGGACGGUGUAGUAAGUGUCGAGGUAAACACCAUACAAGCAGUUGUGAAAUCCAUAAUCGUAAUAGUUUUAUGAUGCAAGAAAACGUAGUACGAGACACAAGAACCCAAAACAUGCAACACACACAGUUUCCUGCUACCCCACACCCACAGAUUCCUACUACCCCACACCCCCAGAUUCCUACUACGCCACACCCACAGAUUCCUAUAACCCAACGACAACAACAGCAAUCCCAUCAAGAAAUACCUCGAGCGGAAGUUUCUGAAGCCUCAGUGGCUAACCCAACUACGAACUUGUACACAACAGCUAAAACCAGUAUAUUAUUACAAACAGCUCGCGCGAUUAUAUCAAACCCGAAUGUUGGAGAACGUUCUAAGAACAUUCGCUUAAUUUUAGAUUUGGGGAGCCAAAAAUGCUACAUCACGGAGAGCUUGCGUCAAAAGCUUGACCUUACGGCAGUUAAUAGGGAAACAUUGGUUGUAAAGACGUUCGGUAAAACAACAGAGACGGCGCGGACUUGUGAUGUUGUUCAGACAGGUGUGCGAGCUAUGAAUAG